Molecule: messenger RNA, 2079 nt
Organism: Serendipita indica DSM 11827
Lineage: Eukaryota; Fungi; Basidiomycota; Agaricomycetes; Sebacinales; Serendipitaceae
Source: the annotation of a GenBank genome assembly
AUGGCAGAUGCCUCUGGCCAGUCGUCAGUCCUCCUGAGCUCCCAGCAAGAGACGACAGUCUCCUCCACAAUCCUUUCCGACACGUCCCCAGACAUCCCCGUCAAGACAGUGACCGAGGAGACCGUUCGUCAUGGUCGUCCGGCACCGACAGAGAGCAGCCCAGUGUCUGAAGACCCGCUGCCUUCGCCGACAAAGUCUACAGAGUCGUCGAAUGAUUCUACAACCGACUCUGUUUCGACCACAGAAGAGAUCAAGCCCCUUAUUGUUUAUGCACCACCCAUCAUCACUACUUCGAGCUCUGAGGAGUCCUCUACCUCCACUGCAUCUCCAGGUGUCGAAGGUUUGACAACCGCAUCUGACGAGACGGCUUUCGCUGAUACGGAAAGUGCUCCUACUAUCAUGCGCCUCUCACCUUUGUCCACCACUGUGUCUCAAGAUAAUGUGCCGUCAAAGUCUGUCACAUCUUCUCAAACUCGGUCCUCGGCGACCUCCGCGGCACCUACAGAAACACCCAGCGCUAACAAUAUUCAAGCACAGAAUUCUGACGCAGCGUUGCCCCUUUUCACAUCGGCAACGACCUUCAGCAGCUUGGGUGGCUUUUACGCAGUUUCCGCCAUUGCUUCUACAUUUGAAACCGUCUUACCAAAUGGCGACACCAUUACGUCCACCAGGACCCUGGCGACUACGAUAAGUUUGCAAACCACCCGUGCCCAGACCAAUGAAGACAACAUACGUGGUGGUGGUGCUCCAUCUCCUCCGGGACCUUAUACACCCGAGCCGAACUCGAUCCCGUCAACAGCCUUUUUCAAGCGACCGGCUGCCGCUGCAGGUGUCUUUGUUGCAGUUUCAUUGGUGCUUGGAUGCUUCGUAUGGAUGUUCUUCCUCUUGCGUCGGCAUCGUCGUCAAGCAGCGACGGCUAAGGAUCGUAAGCGACACCCAUACUAUGCAUACGGUUCUACAGGCGUAUCUCCUCGAGACAGAGGUAGUUUCAUGUCCUAUGACGCUCGCAACUGGCCCGAACGUUUCGAGGAAGAGACAUACAGCGUGCCAUCCACACCAAUUCCUCCUCCGGCGCUUGAGCCAUCACCGGCACCGGCAUGGCGUCCUGGGUAUACGCGAGCAUUCGGCGGAGGUGAUUUCCCAGAGGCGGGGCCGUCGUCUCCAACUUCUCCCACCCUGGCCGACCGCCACCAAUACUUGCAAUCGUCUACACCUUUGACCGCAACGGUGACAUCCAAUCCUCCUCCUGUUCCCUCGCGAUCACCGUACAGACCGGUUUCCACUACUCAUGCGCGAGGUGGAUCAAACGGCAACCUUGGGUUAGCCUCCCACAUGGACGUUUCGGCAGGCAACCUGCAAGGUUUGGAGCCUACAUUCACUUUACAGCAUGCAUCCCUCACUCCUCUCUCGCGUACCCUAUCUUCCAGUCGACCCCGACCUCGCGCAUUGUCCUCCUCUGUCUCAGUGCAUCCGUACCCUACCAAUAGCUCCCUAUCAACCAUCUCCGACUCUUCGGAACCGAAGGAACCGCAUCCCAUUGUGCUGUUCAGGCGUACUAGUGACCGCUCGACAGACUCGCAACAGAGCGACGUUUUCCGCUCAUCGGCUUAUGUCGUUCCAUCUCCUUCGUCGCUAAAUAGGCUGCAGAAGGCGCCGGAGACGCUGAAGAAUCCGUUCGCUGAUGCCGACUCGCCUCCUCCAACUCCAGUCGGCCAACCGUUUGUGCGCGACCAAGAGGAAGGAUCUCAUAUUGUGAGACUAGAUCGAGGAGUUUCACUACGUCGAAACGAUACUUGGCGCAAUCGACCAGAGCACCAUUUGUCGACGACACCAGAGCCCAGUGUUGCUGAAUGCAGCGGCACAGAGGCCGGAACGUCUACUAGUCAUCUCGCUGCGACACCGCGUCUUCGUCUUCUAUUAAAGACGGCUGAAAACCGGAUUGGACGCAAGUCGGAGAGCAUGUCGACGGCGGAGACGUCAACGGGGGGUGAUACGCAUGUGAGUCCCGUAGAGAGCGAGCUGUUUUAUAGCCUAGACUUUAUGCGAGCUGCCGCUGCAGAGCCUGGGAGUGCUCGAUGA